CGCCACAGCCGAAGGCAAGCCCAAGCGCGGCCAUCCCGGACCCCGCGCCGCCGGCCUCGGGCCCGCGGGCGGCGGGCAUGCUGGCAUGGCAGGACGGCGGGGCCAAGGCGGCUCCCGCCCACCACAAGAUUUCCUUCUCUGUCCUGGACAUCCUGGACCCGCAGAAAUUCACCCGCGCUGCGCUCCCGGCCGUGCGUCCUGCUCCCCGGGAAGCCAAGAAAAGUUUGGCAGAGGCCGAAGCGGGGAAGGACGCCAGCCCGGGGGACUCAGCUCGGCGGCGGGAGACCCCUGAUGCUGCGGACCGCGGCGCGGGCGCGGCGUCCCCCUUGGAGGGCUCGGAGGCCGAGGAGGAGGAGGAGGAGGAGGCCGAGGAUGCGGGGCGGCGGCGGCGGAGGGAGCGGGCCGCGCGCCUGGAAGCGGACCCGGCGCGUUCCCCCGAGUCCCGGGCGGCGGCUUUGGCGGCGGGGGAGCGGGCCCCCGGCGGGCUGGCGGGCUCCCCGGGCUCGCCCGACU
Molecule: messenger RNA, 513 nt
Organism: Herpailurus yagouaroundi (jaguarundi)
Lineage: Eukaryota; Metazoa; Chordata; Mammalia; Carnivora; Felidae
Product: NK1 transcription factor-related protein 2-like
Exons: 2
Source: RefSeq, a predicted model, not a curated record